GGCCGGGAGGCGGGGCUUUGGGAAGGCGGAGAGGAAGGCGUGUGCAAGGCGGGGUCCCGCGCAGGUCGGGUAAGCGCGUCUACGGCGGUGCGCGGCGCGGCGAAAAUGGCGGCUUCCAGCUGGGCGCGCAAGGCCGUGGUCGUGCUUUGUGCCUCUGACCUGCUGCUGCUGCUGCUGCUGCUACCACCGCCUGGGUCCUGCGCGGCCGAAGCCUCGCCCGGGACGCCCGACGAGUCUACCCCACCUCCCCGGAAGAAGAAGAAGGAUAUUCGCGAUUACAAUGAUGCAGACAUGGCGCGUCUUCUGGAGCAGUGGGAGAAAGAUGAUGACAUUGAAGAAGGAGAUCUUCCAGAGCACAAGAGACCUUCAGCACCUGUCGACUUCUCAAAGAUAGACCCAAGCAAGCCUGAAAGCAUAUUGAAAAUGACGAAAAAAGGGAAGACUCUCAUGAUGUUUGUCACUGUAUCAGGAAGCCCCACUGAGAAGGAGACAGAGGAAAUUACGAGCCUCUGGCAGGGCAGCCUUUUCAAUGCCAACUAUGACGUCCAGAGGUUCAUUGUGGGAUCAGACCGUGCUAUCUUCAUGCUUCGCGAUGGGAGCUACGCCUGGGAGAUCAAGGACUUUUUGGUCGGUCAAGACAGGUGUGCUGAUGUAACUCUGGAGGGCCAGGUGUACCCUGGCAAAGGAGGAGGAAGCAAAGAGAAAAAUAAAACAAAGCAAGACAAGGGCAAAAAAAAGAAGGAAGGAGAUCUGAAAUCUCGGUCUUCCAAGGAAGACAAUCGAGCUAGGAAUAAAAGAGAAGACCUGUGAUGGGGCAGCAGUGACGCGCUGUGGAGGGACAGGUGGACGUGGAGAGCUCUUUGCCCAGCUCGUGGGGUGGGAGUGGUCUCAGGCAAGUGCACACCGGAUGACAUUCUAGUGUCUUCUAGAAAGGGUCUGCCACAUGACCAGUUUAUGGUCAAAGAAUUACUGUUUAAUAGGCUUCAAGUAAGAAGACAGAUGUUUUCUAAUUAAUACUGGACACUGACAAAUUCAUGUUUACUAUAAAGUCACCUUCCAUGGAAAUGUGACUGUGUUGCUUUUCCCCAUUUACACUUGGUGAGUCAUCGACUCUACUGAGAUUCCACUCCCCUCCAAGCACCUGCUGUGAUUGGGUGGCCUGCUGUGUCCAUGUUUUUUAUUUUCUGUCAACUAAAAGGAUAGCAAAUUCUGAUCAGAGGAGACUUUAAAAUUCUUGACUUAAUUGAGUAAACUCUUCAUGCUAUAUACAUCAUUUUCAUUAUGUUAAAGGUAAAAUACGCUUUGUGAACUCAGAUAUCUAUAGCCAGGAAGCCAGGGUGUGUAAAUCCAAAAUCUAUGCAGGAAAUGUGGAGAAAAGAAAAUAUGUCACUUGAAAUCCUAAGUAGUUUUGAAUUUCUUUGACUUGAAUCUCACUCAUCAGUAAAAGAGAACUCUUGGUGUCUGUCAGGUUUUAUGUGGUCUGUAAAGUUAGGGGUUCUGUUUUGUUUCCUUGUUUAGGAAACAGUACUGCUGGUGUCGAGGGCUUAUAUGUUCCAUUUAAUGUGACAGUUUUAAAGGAUUUAAGUAGGGAAUCAGAGUCCUUUGCAGAGUGUGACAGAAGACUCAAUAACCUCAUUUGUUUCUAAACAGGUUUCUUUGAUAAAGUGCCUAAAUCUGUGCUUUCGUAUGGAGUAACAUGAUGUACUACUGUUAAUGUCUGAUUUUGCCGUUCAUAUGCCGUUCACAUGUUAGAGCCUACGGUGAAUAAGAGUUAGAACAUUUAUAUACAGAUGUCAUUUCUAAGAACUAAAAUUCUUUGGGUAAAACCAUCAAUUGUGAUUUUAAGAAAUUAAAAAUAGCACAUUACAUGGUUAGAAAA
This is a messenger RNA of Pongo pygmaeus (Bornean orangutan), 1879 nucleotides long. It is a transcript of the gene MESD, whose product is annotated as mesoderm development LRP chaperone. The transcript is spliced from 3 exons. Lineage: Eukaryota; Metazoa; Chordata; Mammalia; Primates; Hominidae. Bases 106 to 810 code for a protein of 234 amino acids. The record is from RefSeq and is a predicted model, not a curated record. Gene Ontology annotation, biological process: protein folding. Gene Ontology annotation, molecular function: low-density lipoprotein particle receptor binding.